GUCUGCUGUUCAAUCUUGAAUAAAUGACGUCCAGAAAAUUAUGUCCACAUUUUUUAUUAUCAAAACUGGAUUUUGCUUUACCAGUUAUUCGCAUUUCCUUAAUUUGCAAGCCAUACUUUUAGACAAACAUAUCUGUGUCGAUACGUACACAUAACUAACUGGACUGUUUUGGUGCAACAAUGAUUUCAAAAUUUGCAAUAAUAGUGUCCUUUAUAAUAUUGAAAGUGAAUAGUGCAACAUUUGAGGAGGAUGUAACUUUAACCAUUAAACAGAAAAUGUCGUUAGAUGAGUUUAAGGAAAGGGUGAUUCCCAGUAUUACGAAGAACUAUAUGAAAACAGAGCUUUAUCUCGUGAAAUGGCUCAGAUCAAGUCGUUUCAACCUUGAUUUAGCUGAGGAAAGGUUUCGUCGGAAUUUGCAAUGGCGAAAGGACCAGAAAAUGGAUUCGAUUCACGACGAGGACUGGUCGGAUAUGUGGAAUGAUGAUAUUCGAUAUUACAUCGACGGAAGGGAUAAAUUAGGACGCCCGUACGCCUUAAUCGAGGUGAAACAUCUCGACAUACGUAAACUCAUCUUGAAAGGACUGGGUGACAGAUAUGUGCGUUACUUGGACAAAGGCGUUGAUGAGGCGUGCCAACUUGUGCACGAAUUUGGCGAACGGUACGGAAAUAUCUCGCGUGGAAGCCUUAUCAUGAAUUUGGACGGAUUCAAUAUCGUCCAACAUGUCUGUAUCCGAUGCAUGCCAUAUUUGAUAAGGGGACUUAUCUCGUUCGUGGACCACCACCCGGAAUGCUUGGAUAAAACAAUUUUAGUCAGUGCACCUGCGAUGAUCGAGCAAUACGUAAAACUCGCCGUGUCCCUCGUUCCUAAGGAAAUCAGUGACAACUAUCUCAUCUACGGAACCGACAAGAAUGUUUGGAAGACAGAGUUAUUGAAGUAUAUUGACCUCGACCAGUUGCCAAGAUCACUCGGGGAACGAAAAUAUUUAAAGGAAUGGAAGACUAGGAAAUAUCAAAAUGUGGUUAAUAAAAGAGCGCGAUUUUUUCGCGAAAACCUGCACAAAAUUAUAUCGGCAUCCACGGAACAAGACCCGUUUUAG
Molecule: messenger RNA, 1097 nt
Organism: Folsomia candida
Lineage: Eukaryota; Metazoa; Arthropoda; Collembola; Entomobryomorpha; Isotomidae
Product: protein real-time-like
Exons: 8
Coding region: 180-1097 (305 amino acids)
Cellular component (GO): cytoplasm
Source: RefSeq, a predicted model, not a curated record